This is a messenger RNA of Blastomyces dermatitidis ER-3, 957 nucleotides long. Its product is annotated as fibrillarin-like pre-rRNA processing protein. The record is from RefSeq and is a predicted model, not a curated record. Gene Ontology annotation, molecular function: RNA binding; rRNA methyltransferase activity; histone H2AQ104 methyltransferase activity. The coding region runs from base 1 to 957 and encodes 318 amino acids. Gene Ontology annotation, biological process: rRNA methylation; box C/D sno(s)RNA 3'-end processing. The transcript has 4 exons. Gene Ontology annotation, cellular component: box C/D methylation guide snoRNP complex; small-subunit processome; nucleolus. Lineage: Eukaryota; Fungi; Ascomycota; Eurotiomycetes; Onygenales; Ajellomycetaceae.
AUGGCGUUUGGAGCUCCGCGUGGACGGGGUGGAGCCCCCCGGGGCCGUGGAGGUGAUCGGGGUGGACGUGGUGGACGUGGUGGUGGGAGAGGCGGUUUAGGAUUCUCGGACCGUGGUGGUCGUGGCGGUGGUCGCGGAGGUAGAGGCGGUGGUAGAGGAGCCCCUCGUGGCCGUGGAGGUCGUGGAGGUGGACGAGGCGGCGGCCCCGGCGCCAAGGGCGGUGCCAAAGUUAUCAUUGAACCCCAUCGUCACCCCGGUGUCUUCGUCGCUCGUGGUGGAAAGGAAGAUCUCCUCGUCACCAAGAACCUCACCCCAGGCGAAUCCGUCUAUGGCGAGAAGCGUAUCUCCGUCGAAUCAACUGAACCUACCGCCAAUGGUGAAACUCCCGCUGCCACCAAAGUUGAGUACCGUGUAUGGAAUCCCUUCCGCAGCAAGUUGGCCGCUGGUAUCCUUGGUGGUCUCGAUAACAUCUACAUGCGCCCGGGCUCGAAAGUGCUGUAUCUCGGAUCUGCCAGCGGAACCUCUGUCAGCCAUGUCGCUGACCUCGUCGGCCCUACUGGAACCGUCUACGCUGUCGAGUUCUCCCAUCGUUCCGGCCGUGACCUGAUUGGAAUGGCUACUCACCGUACCAAUGUCAUUCCCAUUGUCGAAGACGCACGUCACCCCCUUCGCUACAGAAUGUUGGUCGGAAUGGUUGAUGUAAUCUUUGCAGACGUUGCCCAGCCUGACCAAGCCAGAAUUGUGGGUCUUAAUGCCCAUCUCUUCCUUAAGGCGGGUGGUGGCGUUAUUGUCAGUAUCAAGGCAAAUUGUAUCGAUAGCACAGCGAAGCCUGAGGUCGUGUUCGCCAAGGAAGUCCAGAAGAUGAGAGAGGAGAAGAUAAAACCCAAGGAACAACUCACACUAGAACCCUUCGAACGUGACCAUUGUAUAGUUGCUGGUAUCUACCGGCAAACCUGA